This is a messenger RNA of Leptosia nina, 1101 nucleotides long. The record is from the annotation of a GenBank genome assembly. Lineage: Eukaryota; Metazoa; Arthropoda; Insecta; Lepidoptera; Pieridae.
AUGAAAAAUUUCAAAAGAGAAAUCUCAUCGCAGUUUCAACUACCAGAGGAAAACAUUAAAUUAUUUUUAUCUAACGGCUGUGAAAUAACUGAUAUUAAAGUUGUAAGAGAUGAAGAGAGUGUGUAUUUAUCCCUGGAAAACAAAGUAUCUCAAAAAAGCCAAGAUAAUGCAUUGAUUUCGGAGUCUGAUUCCGAUUGGAUAUUAUUAAAUGUCGGGGGAAAGCAUUUUAUAACAUCAGGGUCCACUCUUUUACUAAAGGAACCUCAAUCGAUGCUAGCGCGUAUGUUUGCAGGUAGACAUUUAAUGAGCCCUAGUGCAAAAGACAAGACUGGUGCAUAUCUUAUUGAUAGAAGUUCAAAAUAUUUUGAGCCUAUACUGAAUUAUUUAAGGCAUGGACUAGUGAUACUUGACAAAGAUAUAAACCCAGAGGGAGUGUUAGAAGAAGCUGUUUUCUAUGGCCUUGAUUCAAUGAUUCCAAAGCUCGAACUCUUGAUAGAAAAAUAUAAAAGUCAUCAUGAAAAUCACUCCCUUACCCGCAAGGAUAUAGUACGUCUAAUUAUUAACACUCAAACAACAUCAGAAUUGAGAUUCCAAGGUGUUAAUCUGGCUGGAGCAGAUUUAAAUAGAUUGGAUCUUAGACACAUUAAUUUUAAGUAUGCCUGUCUAUCAAGAUGUAAUUUGAGUGGGGCAAACUUAUCACAUUGCUGUUUAGAAAGGGCCGAUCUUUCACAUGCUAAUUUAGAGGGGGCGCAGCUUCUAGGGGUUAAAGCUUUAUGUGCUAAUAUGGAAGGUGCAAUUUUGAAAGGGUGCAAUAUGGAAGACCCUGCUGGUUCAAGAGCUGUUAUGGAAGGAGUAAACUUAAAAGGUGCAGAUUUAGAGGGAAGCAACAUGGCAGGUGUUAAUUUGAGGGUGGCAACACUGAAGAAUGCUAACCUUCAGAACUGUGAUUUGAGGACGGCUGUUUUAGCUGGAGCUAAUUUGGAGUCAUGCGAUCUAUCAGGCAGUGACCUCCAUGAAGCUAACCUUCGUGGAGCCAAUCUAAAGGACGCCGCAUUUGAACUUAUGCUCACCCCUCUUCAUAUGUCACAGACUAUACGAUGA